Messenger RNA from Girardinichthys multiradiatus, 3587 nucleotides. It is a transcript of the gene rnf152, whose product is annotated as ring finger protein 152. NCBI's taxonomy places the organism in Eukaryota, Metazoa, Chordata, Actinopteri, Cyprinodontiformes, Goodeidae. Gene Ontology annotation, cellular component: lysosome. Gene Ontology annotation, molecular function: ubiquitin protein ligase activity. The record is from RefSeq and is a predicted model, not a curated record. Gene Ontology annotation, biological process: negative regulation of TORC1 signaling; positive regulation of autophagy; apoptotic process. The transcript is spliced from 3 exons. The coding region runs from base 554 to 1204 and encodes 216 amino acids.
CACACCAAAGCCAGCCUGCCAGCCUCCGGAGCGCAGCGGUGGAGCAGGAGUCCAGGCUGAUCGCUGGAGCUGCCCACAGCUCCGCCUGCUUCCUGUCUCCGGCCGCAGCCCCGUCUUAACGCAGUUAAACACGGCAGUAGCAGGAGGAGUGGGAGGGCUUUCUCCUGUGUUGUGCUUUUUGUUUCCCUCUCUGCUGAUGGGUGGAAGACGCUGGUGAAGACCCACGCCGCCCACAAACAAGCCCAAACGCGCACCAACUGUUUCCCGACCCGGAGUGGAGCACCGACACACGGUCAGCCAGAGGCGCUAUCGGACGAAAUCUGGUUUUCCCUUCUUUUGGGAUUGACUGUAUUUAUGAUUGGAUCAUCACUUCGGAGGAAGCUGAGCUGACUUUUUUACAGUCUUGAUGGGCUAUACUAGCAAUUGAAGGGUUGUGACAUCCCAGUGAAGUUGUGGACAGCGGUGGAUUGCAAAACAUCAGAACCUGUUUCUGCUUGGUUAAAGCUGCUCACCCUUUGAUUAGGUCUUUCCGAGCUGUUACUACCUACUUCUGAUGCACCUUUCCAACAUGGAGACUCUUUCCCAGGAUUCGAUUCUGGAGUGCCAGAUCUGCUUUAACUACUACAGUCCCAGACGACGGCCCAAACUCCUGGACUGCAGACACACCUGCUGCUCAGUCUGUCUGACCCAGAUGCGCAGCACCCAGAAGGAGAUCCGCUGUCCGUGGUGCCGGAGCGUCACCAAACUGCCCCCCAGCCUGUCCGUCUCUCAACUCCCGGACGACCCAGACAUCAUCACCGUCAUUGCCAUCCCUCACGCCUCGGAACACACACCCGUCUUCAUCCGCCUGCCCAGCAAUGGCUGCUACAUGCUGCCGUUGCCCGUCACCAAGGAGCGGGCACUCGGCCUGCCAGGGGAACUGGGCUGUCGCUUCUUGCCCGGUGGCCAGCAGAAGGGGGUGACGGUGGUGACUGUGCCUGAGCAGCAGCCUCUGGGCCUGGCCAUGGGUCUGGAGGGCGUCGGGCUGGACGGAAGCGAAGGCGAGAGGAGAGUGGCUGGCCCCGUGGGAGGAGGAAAGGGUUCCACAUGGUCCGGAGUUUGCACGGUUAUUUUGGUGGCAUGUGUGCUGCUGUUCCUGUUGGGAAUUGUGCUGCACAACAUGUCCUGCAUCUCCAAACGCUUCACUGUUAUCUCCUGCGGCUGAGGGAGGCCGCUCGGAUCUCCUCCCCCCCUCCUUGCUGGCCCUGCUUCUCCUCAGGGACAGAUUCUGCUGAGGAGAGGAGACUAAACUUAACAUCACGGGCAAAUCAGGCAACAACAGAGCAAAUGGGGAGUACACCGAUGAGGGAAAAAAGAGGAUGAGUGUGUUGCCGUGUUUUUUGUUUUCAGUUAUGGAAAAUGAAAAUGGAUAUAUGUUUUCCACCAGCUCUGUGUUGGUUGUAUAAAUUGUCACCUCUUUCUGUUUUCCCUGAAAGAACAUUAUGAAAGUCACCGUGGAUCUGUUUUUAGACAGCUGAUUGUGUUUCUCUUAGAGUUACAUAGACACCAUUUCACUCAAAGUGACUGGAACGCCUUGUUUACUCUGUGGUAUGUAGAAGUUCAGCAGUUAUCAGUGUUUUUGUUAGCCAAGCCAAAGCUUUGAGCGCCAUGUAUCCAGCUGGUCCUGAAAAUCCAGAAUCUGGACUCUCAGUUCUGUGAGAAUUAGCUGAGCAGGAUCCACAUCUUCCCACCCUGAUGUUCUUUUUUUUCUCUUAAAGAAUAUGUUUAGACUGAACUGUCGAACAGUAUAUUGUACAGCUGACAUACACAGCUAGCUCUGAGAUGCUUUAGCAUAAAUGUGUGAAUUUUUGUUUAAAUCAGCCGAUAAAAGUUUUUCAUAGUAAAAACAUUAGUUUGAUCAAACCUCACAAUUCUCAAUGUUUGUGUGCGUUUUGAGUUUUGGCUUUUAGGUUGAGCAGUCUCGGUACCACAGUUGCCAGUGAGGGUCAUUUUUUAACUCCAGAUAGAACAACCUGAACGAUGGCAGAGGACAUUUAAACCAGUUAACUUUGUUCCUACAGAGUAGAUAAAUACUAAAACUGUGACUUAAAGGAGUCUUCAUUUCUAUCUUUAUAGAGUAACCCAACAGCUACCCAAGCCAUAAAUGAAUUGUUCUUAACAAAUGUGGCAUAAUUUAUGGCGAAAUAAACGGGUAUAAGAUUUAUGUAACAAUGAAGAAAUUAUUUCCUUACUUUUUGUGCUAAUGUUAUUCUGGGUUUGCUUGUGACCGCCGGGACAAGCCAGAAUGCCCUUUGAAAGGUCUAUCACUCCUGAAGAGGUUUACCACAGUUUAAUAUUUUCUUUAUUUGUGCAUAAUGGCUCUAGCUGUGGUCCACUGGAGUUCUAAAUCCUAAUGAAUUUCUAAGUAAUCCUCUCUGGGCUUACAGAUUUGAGUGACUAAGUUAUAGUCAUCUGUUCUUUAAUUUCUUUAGAUCGAGGCAUUCUGUGUUGUUUUUUGAGACCUUUUACUCUACUUCAUGUUUUCAUAAAGGUUCUGCUGUAGUUUUUCUCCAGGUCUGACAGUAAUCAGGCCAGCUAGUGAUUUUUCUGUUGGCAAAAAUCUAAUUGUGUAAAACUAAUUCAAAUACACAUUCCUGUCACCUCAAAAUAUAAAUCUGAUUGGGCUUAUGGUCUCCUUUCUGGUGAAAUUCAUUAAAAUAUGUUUUUUUCCUUCAUACUGUUACUCUAAUAGAUGUAUUAAUAUUAGUGUCUCACAACUACGGAUUAUUAUAAGAAAGAAAAUACUGAGAAAGUAUUCCCUAUUUCAAAUUUCUGAAAGCAGACAACAGUCAACGUAUGCAGAAAAGCCCUACUGGUUGAAAUUUUGUUAAAAAGCUACAAAAAAGACAUUACCUUCAUUAAGAACAAUGUGAGAACGUGGAGAAAAAGUAGAGGCUAAGAAGAGACAGAAAGAUGUAAAAGGUGGCUGGCGUUAAUCAAAUGGACAAAACAACCUUGACAUGGAACAUCUUUGUUUAGGCUGAAUUGGAUCUUUGAACAAAAUAAAGACUGUGUGUGUGGUUGGCGGGGGAACUGUAACCUAAAAGAUCAUCUUGUAAUGAAAAAAAAAAUAUCCUCAUUGCCUGUGACAAAGAAAACCUUCAAACCUUAUACCCAGUAUCCUAACUUUUACACAAAAAUUUAUCAAUAUUUAAAAAGAAAAAAAAGAUUUCCUUUGUCAUAACGACAUGACUUUUAAAGUUGAAGUCAAGUUUGAAAAUACAUAUUCGAUCUGUAAACAUUAAAGCCCACAAAUUAAUGCGUAUGAUGUUUGAAUGUAUGAACCUGUUGUGUAGCUCUGCUCAUUUAGGUACCGGCUUACUAGCAUACAUUAGCUUGCUAGCAUACAUACUAGCAAGCUAAUUUUCUUAUGUUUCUAACCUAAUAAACACAUUAGUUAGAAAGAAUAUAUUGUAAGAGUAAGAUUAGUUUUAACAUCUGUUAAUUGUAAUAUUUUGUUAUUGUUUUUCUGAUUUUUACAGCUGAUUUUUUGUGACAUUCUGUAUGAGUCAUGUUUUGCUAAAUAAAGCCAUUGUGUUUUUACUCUA